AUGUUAAGGUUGCAUUUUUUUAACCAAAGUGGAGUUGAGAUAGCAUGGCAGUCUCCAUUAGAAAAUGGUGAUCAGACACACGUGAUUUAUGACGUCAACUGCCUCAUACGAAAAAUAUGUAGUGCUGAUGACGUCGACAACUGUCUUUGUGAGAAUUGCGCAAGUGACGUAGAUAAAGUUUUGAAAAUGAACCACGUGAUAGUGAUGGGGCUAUCUUCAUUUGUCAAUCACACUUUUAAAAUCUUCGCCAAGAAUAGAGUAAGUGAAGUGGCCAAAAGAAUUUAUGGAAAUGAAGGAAAUUUCGCAACACUGAACAUAAUGAUUGAAGGAUUAGGUAAGUUAUAAAACUUUCACUUUAUACUUGGUAAAGGAUUUAGCUCAUACGGGACGGGAAUUACGAUGGGCGACUCUUUCACAAUGUAUUGCUCACAAGGCAUGUCCCUCUUAAAACUCUAUUCUCCAGACCAUUCAAAUAUCUCUGUUCCAUUCAGCGAAACAGGACAGAUUAGUUUUCUGAGAAGAAAAGUGUAGAUUACACCGGUAGAAAUAAAAUUGUGACCGUAGUGAUAUCCUCUCCAUUCGAAAGUAGCUGAUAAUGAAACUGUCGGAAGGAACGAUUAUAUAAUUGACAUUCAUGGAUAAAAACUUGGAUUAUAUUCUUAAACGCAGUCUAAACCUUGUUUGAAUGAUCGGCCUGUAAUUCAAUCUACUUGCUACAUGGAAACAGAAGAUUGCAUCGUCAUCACUAACGUAUAAUUUUGAAAGACAUUUUGGCAACUAUGCCUCAUCAGCAACUAACAACCUUCUUCCAUCUUUUUGUAGCCUCAUUUAAGACAGUUUCCGAAAAACUGGAAAAAGGUAGAUUGUUUACUUUAACAAGAAUAACUUUAAAACAAUCAAAUUUUCUUCAGUUAGCGCUCUCAGAACCUUGAAACUUCCCAGCGAUAUCAUCUAUAUUCUGUCAUAUAAAGACCGGUUGCUGAUCCCUAAAGUUUAUCCGAUGAGUAGUUUACAAUUAUUUGUCUUUGACUUUUAAGACACAUUUCUCUCCUUUUACUCAAAGUCCAACAAGAGAAAUCCCUCACCUGAACUGAAAUAGUUCCUUUAAAUGCUAAAUUAUAAAUUAAUUGUAACUGUAACUAAUCAAAAUGUGCAUCUUAUUUCACUUAGUAGACACCAUGAAUGUAAUUUAUCUGAACGUCAUCUAUGGAUUUGUGGGGCUGAUAGUUCUGAUCAUUUUAUUAUUCUGCUACACCACUUUUGAAAGGUAAGGGUAGAAGUGAUACAAACGCUGACAAGCUUUGAAAAGCUGAAAACGUGGGUGAAAAGGCUUUUCAACCCUGCGGCGAGAAAUCAGGCAGAUCAUGUGAGAACUUCGACAAACGCAGAAGAGCAAUGAACAUUGCCUUUAAUAAAGUGGCGUGUUCGUGCUGAAAAAUACAAAUUUUCAAGGAUUUUUAGUGAAAAAGAGGAAGAAAAUGCGUUUUUUGUAUCUUGAUAAUCCUUGUCUCUUCCCAGGUGGCGCCUCCGAAGACAAGAAAAUGAUGUACAAAUGACAGCCUAUUUAGGGCAGAGAGCACGACGGUAAAUGUUACACGUACCAAGUGACACGCAUCUUAUCUUACCUAGAAAUAUUUUCAUCACGAUUAUCAUCAGGAUGAAAAACACCAGUGAUGAAUAUGAUACAAUGAUGAAAAUGAUAACCAUCAAAACAAUAGUUAUGAUAUCAAUGAUGGUACUGAUGAUAAAGCUAAUUAUAAUGAUGAUGUUGAUGAUAACUUAAAAGCCGAUCGCAGUUACAGUUACAUCCGUAAAAUACAUUUUUCUUAAAAAUGGGUCUACUUCGCAUGAACGAUUUCGUGGAAGGUGAGUCUUUCAGAGGGUAGGCUUAUAGCUUCACCUUCUAUGGGGUGCCCUAUUAUUGGUUCGGGGUGAAGGGGGCAUUUGGCUCGAUUAAAUGGGCGAUCCAAACUUCAUAAACAUUUAAUGGUUUCACUUUGAAGAAAGUGAAUUUAUGUAGUUUUGUCCUUAACUUUUUCCAAGCGGUACAAAUGCUUCCUCUGGUUGUGGCUGAAGAUCGAACCACAAAUGAAAUUUUGGAUGGUUUUGAGCUCGACCGCCCACAACUGAAGCUCGUAAAAUUGCUUGGAACCGGAAACUUUGGCCAGGUAUCCAAGGCUAUUUACGGGCCUUCCCAGAUGCGAGUGGCCGUAAAAUCUCUGAAAGGUAGCGUUUCAUAAUCCUUUCCAUAUUUUUGUCAUUGUAAUCGCAGUAUGGGUGAAAGUAAUACAGGGUAAAAGACAUAUAGAGAUCGCAGUUGUAAGAUGAUAAUAGGCUUCUUUAAUGGUGUCAAAAGUGGAAUAACACCCAUUUCCAGCUGAAAAACUUGACAGCGAGAAGACUGAAUCGGAAAUCUGCGGAUUGGUUACUCUCGAAAGUUUUCUUCUACGGUUGUCUCCUACGAGUGGCCUUCCCUGAUAUCAGUCAUUCAAGGAACACUUGCAAUUCUGGAUACAUUUUACGCAACACAUUGAACUCGUUACUUACUCUUAAAAGAAGAUUCUUACCUUUCUUCCCGUUCAGAGCGUUUACAAAAAAACUUCAAUCUGGUAUGUUGGUAUUGUAGUGGAUUAGCAAAACGGCUGUCGAGUUGAUUGUACAGCAAUCAAUAAAGAUUCAAUUGAUUUACAAUGUUACAAAUUGUCAUUUGUAUCCAUCAAAUUCUUUUAGCAUUACCUGCCUUAAGAGUCAGCAAUUUAUAAUGAAACGAACACGACUUGUUUAUAUCUUGCUUCACGCGCGCAAACACACCUGAUAUAUAAGCAAUUGUUUAGCAUGUUUUCGUUUUUAAUGUGUCAUAGACAAUGCCGAAAAAGAGGACCUAGAAAACAUCAUUUUGGAGUUGGAAGUCAUGAAAUCUCUGAGGAAUCAUCCUCACGUCGUUGGUCACAUUGGUCAUUGUAUAGAGAAAGGUGCUUUGUUCAUGUUUUCUUGUAAUAUUUCGUUUUGUUGUUCGUUUCUUUUUUUGGUUUGUUGAUCUCUCUCAAAGUUAUUUUAGUCAUAGAAUUUCUUUCUGUCCCCCUCUCUUCUCCCUUUCCAUCUUCGGUCUUCUCCGUUUUUUUUAACUUUGGCUUCUCUUUCUUGUACUUGUUUUUGUCGACUCUAUACUUUGCAUUCCGAUGCAAUUUGUCUAGUCGGUAAUCUUUCAAAGGUCGAUGCCUCGUAAUCUCCUUCUUUCGCCAUCAUGAUUGAUUUAUCAUCGUGCAAUUUGAAAGAAGAUUAGGACAAUCAAACUUUGGAAGAAUUUUAAUGUAGUCAGCAUUUCAUAUUUGGUAUUGUUACAGGUUUAUAGUCCUAAAACCAGUUUGCCCUCAUAGCUUGGGAAUCCCCUAAUAACUACCAAACUACCACCACCACCAUCAUCGUCGUCGCCGCCGCCACUAACACUACCACUUCCAUUUUUCUUAUCCCUCUCAACUUAAAGCAAUCAAUUUACUUUCAUAAAUGCAGAUCCCGUGUUUAUCGUUUUGGAGUAUUUACCAUACGGGGAUUUGUUGGGAUACCUGCGUAAGAGCAGAGGAAUUGAAGACAAUUAUGACACAGGAGAAAAGGAUCGAAGUUCAGCUCUUACAGAAAAGGACCUCCUGUCUUUCGCGUGGAUGAUUGCUGAUGGUAUGGAUUAUUUGGCAUCAAUGAAGGUGAGAAAUCUGGUGUCAAAGUCAAUAACGUACUUAUUUAGCCGUUGUAGACCACAGAGCAGUCUCAUGUUCCAUUAGUGUGAGCUUAAAUGUUUGGUUGCAUAUUCUCCACACUGUUCUCUUUACGUGUACAUUUCCUAUGAUAUUAGAAAGAGGAACAUGUUUCGUGAUCAAGAAAUUAUUUAUAAGCUGGCGAUAGUUUCCUUUCUUCUCAUGACCUUAGUAUUUGAUUCAGUAGUGAUAGUCACUAGUAGUGGUUAAAGGGGUAACAUCCCCAGAAAAUGACAUUAUUUACUAGUUUUUCAAACUUAAUAUGGAUGGAAACAGGGAAUGGAAAUCUAGUUACAUCUUUUUGUAUUCCAAAUGUAGUUUUCAAUCGAUAUACUGGGAUUCUUUUCUUUUUUUUCUUUGGAAAUUUUUCUUGCGUUCUUCUUAGUAGAGAUCUCGGGAAUGGAACGCCACAUGGAAUAGCUCAGACAAUAGCACAUUCUUAAAACGAAAUGCGAAUCUUUCUACAGCUAGGCUCAUUCAAUAUGAUGACUUUUUCAUUCGCCAUGUACGAUAUAUCUUCCCCUUUUCGCUUUUCCCGCCUCAUUAUGUCGGCAGUACAAAGUGUAUAGCUCAACUAACAGAAAACAGCUGCAUUUUCUAUAGCCGCUAAAAACCCUAUCUUUUUGUUGGAGGUUUAAAAACAGAAGGCAACUUUGUUUUCGCUUUUUGAAGGUCGUUGAUCGGGAUUUAGCAGCUCGAAAUGUGUUAGUUGGAGAAAACAGAGUGUGCAAAAUUUCAGAUUUCGGACUGGCACGUAGUUUGCAGGAAGAUAUCUACACGAGAAGGACUCAGGUUACUAAAAUUACAAGUACUAAGAUGCACGAUGAAGGAUACUGUGAUUCUUCGUGAAAUGUUACCUUUGAAAGUGACGUCUGUAAAUACAAAAAGUAUUGACGAACGAAAGCACCAACGUCCAACUGAAUGGCUCUAACAAUUGGCUGAUGAGUUAAUUUCAAUUUUCAGGCCUGA
Messenger RNA from Pocillopora meandrina, 4718 nucleotides. Lineage: Eukaryota; Metazoa; Cnidaria; Anthozoa; Scleractinia; Pocilloporidae. The record is from the annotation of a GenBank genome assembly.